This is a messenger RNA of Gorilla gorilla gorilla (western lowland gorilla), 1050 nucleotides long. Its product is annotated as proteasome subunit alpha type-2-like. Lineage: Eukaryota; Metazoa; Chordata; Mammalia; Primates; Hominidae. The transcript is spliced from 2 exons. Bases 1 to 888 code for a protein of 295 amino acids. The record is from RefSeq and is a predicted model, not a curated record. Gene Ontology annotation, cellular component: proteasome core complex.
AUGGCUAACUCGGGCCAUCUAAUGCCUCUUCUCCUCAGAAAGAAAAUCAAAUUUACUGGUGAAUGGACAAGUUCCAAAUGGAAAACUGAGAGAAGAGACCCAGGGCUUAUUGGAGAGCCUACAGGAAGAAGCCCAGAUGCAGAAAAGGGAAGCAGCAAGAGUCUAGCCGAGAUCAACCCCUGGGGAACUCAGAGCCCCAUGGAAAGGUUCUCUCUAAAGAAAUAUACAUUUUUAAUUCCCACGGACGGGGCUCCUCCAGCUACAGCAGCCAAAGCAUAUUCAAUCUGGACAAGAAUUAAAGCUGCAAAUGGUGUGGUAUUAGCAACUGAGAAAAAACAGAAAUCCAUUCUGUAUGAUGAGCGAAGUGUAGACAAAGUAGAACCAAUUACCAAGCAUAUAGGUUUGGUGUACAGUGGCAUGGGCCCCGAUUACGGAGUGCUUGUGCACAGAGCUCGAAAACUAGCUCAACAAUACUAUCUUGUGUACCAAGAACCCAUUCCUACAGCUCAGCUGGUACAGAGAGUAGCUUCUGUGAUGCAAGAAUAUACUCAGUCAGGUGGUGUUCGUCCAUUUGGAGUUUCUUUACUUAUUUGUGGUUGGAAUGAGGGACGACCAUAUUUAUUUCAGUCAGAUCCAUCUGGAGCUUACUUUGCCUGGAAAGCUACAGCAAUGGGAAAGAACUAUGUGAAUGGGAAGACUUUCCUUGAGAAAAGAUAUAAUGAAGAUCUGGAACUUGAAGAUGCCAUUCAUACAGCCAUCUUAACCCUAAAGGAAAGCUUUGAAGGGCAAAUGACAGAGGAUAACAUAGAAGUUGGAAUCUGCAAUGAAGCUGGAUUUAGGAGGCUUACUCCAACUGAAGUUAAGGAUUACUUGGCUGCCAUAGCAUAACAAUGAAGUGACUGAAAAAUCCAGAAUUUCAGAUAAUCUAUCUACUUAAACAUGUUUAAAGUAUGUUUUGUUUUGCAGACUUUUUGCAUACUUAUUUCUACAUGGUUUAAAUCGACUGUUUUUAAAAUGACACUUAUAAAUCCUAAUAAACUGUUAAACCCA